Messenger RNA from Xenia sp. Carnegie-2017, 959 nucleotides. RefSeq names its product tyrosinase-like. Gene Ontology annotation, molecular function: oxidoreductase activity. The record is from RefSeq and is a predicted model, not a curated record. The coding region runs from base 1 to 867 and encodes 288 amino acids. NCBI's taxonomy places the organism in Eukaryota, Metazoa, Cnidaria, Anthozoa, Malacalcyonacea, Xeniidae. The transcript has 3 exons.
AUGUCGUUACGAGAGCGCAUGCGUUUCGUGCAAACGUACAAAACGAUUACCACGCGUGAUCCUUAUAAAUCCCGUUAUAAUGAGCUGGUCUUUGAUCAUCCCAAGUUAUCCAGUCAUAUCCACACGUUGGAGCAGUUCUUGCCCUGGCAUCGUCACAUGUUGAGGAACUUUGAAAAGUUAAUGCAAGAGGUUGAUCCAGCGGUUACUCUACCUUACUGGGAUUGGAGCCUCAAUCAUCUCUCACCAUGGAGGACUUCUAUCUUAGAUAUUUGGAGUGCGCAGCCUUGGGGUCUGGGAGGAAAUGGUGAUGACGUCACCAGAUGCGUCACCAAUGGACCGUUCUCCGUCAAACAAUGGAGCAUUGUAACAGCUGGUGGGGGUCAUACAUGUCUAAAGAGGAGGUUUAAUGGUAUUACUCCCGGGAUUAUGACCAUCCAUCGUGCUUUGCGGUUUGAGCCCGCAAACUUUACACAGUUCGAAGAUUACGUGCGUAAUUUUCUUCAUGAUGUUAUACAUUGGAGGAUAGGAGGAACGAUGGGGGAUGAGUACGGUAGCCGAGCUCCAGAGUUCAUGUUGCAUCACGGAUUUUUGGAUAAAAUUUGGUCUGAUUACCAGCAACAAAGCGACGAACAUAAAUGGACUUUCUUCAAGAAUUCCAAUUAUAAUAUAUUCAAAACAAAUAUUUCUGUUCUUGAUGUCGUGGAUAAUACAGAUAUAUUAGGGGAUAGCGUAUGUUAUAAUGAUCCUUUUGAGGAUUAUAAGGACAUCCAUAGAACCUUACGAAAAUACAACCUGAAUACAAUAAGAGGUCUUAUGUCAAGGGAAGCAUUUACUGCGCCUUACUUUGAACAUUAUAUAGAAUAUUAAUAUGAUGUGUGACUUGAAAAUAUUAAAGUACAGGUUAAUAUUAAUCAAACAAUGCGCAGGGAUUCAGAAUGGAAUCUUGUUUAUAAAGUGAA